AUGACAGGGACACUGCUCAUGUCUGACAGGGUGACUCUGCAAGCAUCUACUCCGCAGAGCUCUGUUCCAACCAGAAAGGGGUCUGUUGAUGCUCUGGUCAAUCUUUUCGAGACAAAAGAAAGGCAGAGCAGAACUCCUGCAGCUCGCAAGGACCAUUCAGUCACCACUCCUUCCCAAGUUCUGCGUCAGCGAUACUCCAGUGCGCUCGAUUCUCGAAAACAGCCUUCGUCUCAGUAUCGCCCUGAACAAGCGGGUUUUCCCCAGCAUCUGCGAGAUCACAAUGCUCAGAUCGUUGAACGAGCUUUGAUCAAGAGGCGUUCGAGUACUCCACGGUCACCUGCUGAGAUAACAAAGCCUUCCGAUACAUGUGGUCCUUCACAAAGACCGCAAAUCAAAGUCAAAGUCUCCGCUCAAACUCUUUCCAUCAUCAUUCCCAAAGGCAUUGGACUUCCCAUCGUGGCGACAAUCCAGCCAAUGGGCUCCUUCGACGCCCAAAUGUUCGGGACCAAAGCUGUGGAAAGCGGCGAGGCGAGCGGGACUGCGGAUCUGGGACAUCCACCCCAACACAUCCGACCUGCGGUUCUUGCUGAAGGAACCAGCGGGCCAGUGGCCCGGGAAAGUGACAAUCAAGAGAUUAUUGCCGGGCUGGGGCUGCCGUUUCUUGCCAGAGUCAGCAAAGGUCGUCUUAACGUCUCAGAGGCUUCCGUGCCAGCACCCCAGGGUUCUGAAGUUUCGGCACAAGGACAGCUUUUCAUUGCACACCACGAGCAUCCGAGCGAAUGGGACUCAGAGGCCGUCGACACUCCUUCCAGGAACGACGACCAGCCCGCUGAGGACAUGCAAGCGCCGAAAGAGCCAGACCCGAAGGUCCCAAGCGUGGUAGCCCCUGGAUCGCCUGCCACCGGAGAAGACGAACAACGACACGAAGCGGGCACUGAUCAAACAGUGUCCCAGCAAAGCCGUUCAGGCAGCGUGGGUUUGGCAAAUGACUCUACGCAACCCGAGCCUCCUGCUGAACGCACAGCGAGCGUAUCUCGCCAGGACGCAGUUCCUGACGAUGUAGCUAUUGUGCCCAAUAUCGAAAUACAUAGGCCAAGCGCGACAGUGAUAGCAAGCCUACUAGAAGCCUCCGCCCUGAACAGUAGGACUGUGCCCGCAAGCUCUCUGCCGGCAACACCACCAGCAACCCCUCUAGCUGGUGUGGUGGACCUGCCGAGUGGGCUCCCCAGCGAUCCGUCGACAGCCACCAACUCUUUGCGCGACGAUGCAACAACGUUCAGGAACGCUUCACCGGCGAAUGCGGCAGCUCCUCCAGUCGCCGAUGCGCAGCCUGGUGCAGACAGCUUGCCGCCGGAAUCUUCUGUCCGCAGACGCCAAAGAGUCGUUCGCAGGGUGCGCAGUCUUCUGGUCAGAAAACCCAUGCUCAAUAUUGUCAUCGGUCGUGAUCUCGCAGGGAUUGUCCGCGCUCGGCUCAAGGAACUCGGAACUGCGGAUGCUUCUGGUACUCCUCCUCCGCCACUAGACGGAGCGAGCGACUUCUUGUCGGCCUAUUCACGACGGCAGGAGCGGAAAAGAGAUACGGAACGCAAACGAGUGGAGGCGAGAAUUGCAGCUGCCAGGACGCAUGCCGAAGCAGAAGAGCUUCAGAAGUGUGCCGCCUGUCAAGGUCUCACCCAUACCAGAUACCACGAAGCGUAUUACCGGCUACAGCUGAAACGAGAUAGACCGGACAUGAGGACAGUGGACAGGCACGCCACCAGCAGGGCAAGAGUGGCCGUUUGCAGGUGCAAAUGCCGCAAAGGGUGGAUGAGCCGGCACAGGACUACUCGAAGAGAUUCUGCAGCACAUGAUGUGCCACUCACAGGAGAACCUUAG
Capronia coronata CBS 617.96 is the source of this 1875-nucleotide messenger RNA. RefSeq lists its product as uncharacterized. NCBI's taxonomy places the organism in Eukaryota, Fungi, Ascomycota, Eurotiomycetes, Chaetothyriales, Herpotrichiellaceae. Bases 1 to 1875 code for a protein of 624 amino acids. The transcript is spliced from 3 exons. The record is from RefSeq and is a predicted model, not a curated record.